Messenger RNA from Zea mays, 713 nucleotides. RefSeq names its product cytochrome b-c1 complex subunit 7. The transcript has 4 exons. Gene Ontology annotation, biological process: mitochondrial electron transport, ubiquinol to cytochrome c. Gene Ontology annotation, cellular component: respiratory chain complex III. The record is from RefSeq and is a predicted model, not a curated record. Lineage: Eukaryota; Viridiplantae; Streptophyta; Magnoliopsida; Poales; Poaceae. Bases 167 to 538 code for a protein of 123 amino acids.
ACUUAUGCCCAUCCUCCCGAUGCUUCUCCGUCCCCAAAAAAUCUCUACUACGGCCCUACCUGCUCUACUCAAAACUACCUAAACCAAGCACAAGCACCAAACACUCAAACAGACAGGAAGCCCGCCGAACAUCACAAGGCUGCGAACCUCCUAGAAGCUCGAGGAGAUGCUCUCCAAGCUGUCGGCGUGGUUCGUGAACCCGCGGAGGAAUCCGCUCGCGCGUCUCCACCGGAACGCCGUCGCCUCCCGCCUCCGCAAAUACGGGCUCAGGUAUGACGACCUCUACGACCCGUACCACGACCUAGACAUCAAGGAGGCGCUGGCGCGGCUGCCGCGGGAGGUGGUGGACGCCCGUAACCAGCGCCUCAAGCGGGCCAUGGACCUCUCCAUGAAGCACCAGUACCUACCCGACGACGUCCAGGCUAUACAGACGCCAUUCAGGAGCUACCUUUUUGACAUGCUUGCUCUUGUGAAAAAGGAGAGCGCAGAGCGUGAAGCAUUGGGAGCGCUUCCACUCUACCAGAGAACCAUCCCAUAAAGUGCCUCUUUGCAUGAUCCAAUCAAUAGUGCACGCGAUGAUCAGCAGAGGCUGAUACUGUAAUGUGUAUUGUGUUUUUUCGAGGAAAUCUCUACUACUUAUUAAGACGAUAAGGGUAGCCUGCCGUUCUGACGUUAUACAAACUUAGUCAUAUGUUCUUGUGCGAUCUAAGCUA